GGCGGCACAGUGCAAGGGGCAGCACAGUGCAACCCAUGGUGAAGGGGCCGAGUCCCUGCUCCCCGACCAGCUCAACAAAGCACAAAACUACCCCCUCUCUCUCCCAGGAAUAUCCUGCAGAGGGGAGAUGUAAGGACUGUGGUAGGGGUGUGGACAUGGUGCUGGCUGGCUACGACUGUGUGGUUGGGGCAUUCUUACUGCUGCACCUCGAAGCAUCCGUUUGUUCAGAGAUGGUGAAGCCGUUUGCUUUGAUCAACGGGCGCCCACGGCCAGUGGUGACGCUGGAGGAGAACGCACCCCGUGAGUUCACCUGUCGCAUGGAGGGCUGGAAGUCGGUGCCCGUUGUCACCUGGUACCUGAAUGGCAAGAGGCAGGAGAGUAACCAGACGGUGCUGGUGCCCAGCUCCAGUGAGAGCAGCAACAGCAGCUUCAGCACCUUCAUCAUCACCACCCGUCGCAAGGACAAGGAGCUCAACUGCUCCGCCACUGACCCGGUCAACGGCAAGACUCAGAACGCCAGCGUCAUCCUCAACGUGCAAUUUAAACCUGAGGUUGUCCGCAUGGAUGCUGAGUAUAAGGAGCACAAUGACUCGGGGCUGUUCCUGGCGCUGUUUGUCCUGGUCCGUGCAAACCCUCCUGCAACAAUCACCUGGGUGGAUGAGAGUGGCGCAGUGAUUGUCAACACUUCCAACUUCAUGAUCUUGGACACCAAGAGUUACCCAUGGUUGACCAACCACACGGUGCAUGUGCAGCUAACCAGCCUGGCCAAGAACUAUUCCUUCACCGCUGGCAACCAGUUUGGUGUCACCAACUCUUCCAUCGGCUUUCAUGGGUUUCUCCAUGCUCGUGUGGAAGUGCCCAUGUUGGUCAUUCUCCUCGGCGGAGGCCUGGGCUUCCUGGCCAUCCUGCUCCUGAACAUCAUGGUGCUGUGUAUCAUCUACCGCAGGAAGGAGAGCGCAGAUGUAAAACCCAGCAGUGACUCAGUGAUUCACAGCGACUCAAUGAAUGUUAAAUGUGAUGAGGCACACAUUCCCAGAGAGAGCAUCUCGCUCCAGUCCAACGUACACCUGGGUCAUAAUCAGGAUGUUCACAGCCCCAACCAGCCCCUCACAGAGACCGAUGAAGCAUCGAAGCAUCUGUCUGACCACCAGGCAACGGGCAGUGAUCUGUCUGGUCAAGAAAAUGCUGCAGACACAGACCUGAAAGGAGUCCAUCGUUUCCCGAUGUCCGGACACCUCUACAAAGUCUCCAGUUUGAGCAGCGAUGAGAUCUGGCUUUAGUACCAUGGGUCAUUUGGUCACGGCUUGAAGGACAAAGGCCUGCCAUGAAUGUGGGGACACGCACACAGCCCCCCCAACAUCCAGCG
Molecule: messenger RNA, 1366 nt
Organism: Leucoraja erinaceus (little skate)
Lineage: Eukaryota; Metazoa; Chordata; Chondrichthyes; Rajiformes; Rajidae
Product: transmembrane protein 25-like
Exons: 9
Coding region: 36-1280 (414 amino acids)
Biological process (GO): negative regulation of excitatory postsynaptic potential
Source: RefSeq, a predicted model, not a curated record